AUGUCUUUUGCAGCCGCCGACUGCUCAGGGAGCAGCAACCCCUUAUUGCAAUUUAAUAAGCAUACUCAGCAGGACAGAUCAUUACAGAGACAGGCGGUACCUAACCAGGGAGCCCUUCAGAAUGGCAACGGUCAGUUCAAGAACGAAUCGAUGAUGAACGCUAGAGAUAGACAGAACAUGGACCAAUUUAUGAAUAAUUCAAACACAGGAAGCUUCCAGUUUCAGCCUAUGAGACAUGAGUUGAACAUGAUGCAGCAACCCAACUCUCCUCAGCAACAGCACCAGCAACCGGUAGGCGGUGUGGGACAAAACUGGUCUGGAGAAUUUGCUUCUCCUGUCUCUCGUACUCCAAUUCUAGCAAACAACAAACCUGCUAGUCCUCAGAAUGCUCAGUGGGGCAACGAAUUUGGACAGGUACGACAACAAACCAAUAUGCAAAUCAACCAACAUCAACCGCAACCUCAGUAUGCGGGGCCAAGAAUGAAUAAUUAUCGUCCAAUGAUGAUGAUGGGGAACAACUCCUUGCUUCAGCAACCACAGCCACAGCAUCAACAACAGCAACAACCUCAGUUCAAGGAAGCUCAGAACGCUGAACCUCAGGUUGACUGGGACGACAAGUUCAAAGAAAUUGAAGAAUUGACUCAAAAUGUCGAAGAAAUCCCUAGAGAAGCAUCCCCCGAGAUUGUGAUCGACGAUAAGUAUCAAGCCACCUUCGACGAAGUCUGGGACAGCUUGAACUCAGAUGCUAUUGAGAAUGAUUUCAUUAGUCAGCAAUACGAAGAAUUCAGGCACACACAGGGCCAGGCAUUCCCAGCUGACAUGGCCCAAUGGGAGAGAGAUUUUGCCAAGUAUGCCUCAACAAGAGCUCAUUUUGGAGAUUAUAAGUUUGAAGAUCAACAACAUAACCAAUUCUUGGACCUACCAAAGGAUCAAGAUGCGUAUGAAAUAGGAUUACAGUUAAUGGAAAAUGGCGCUAAGCUUUCUGAAGCAGCCUUGGCAUUUGAGGCAGCCAUUCAGAAGGACCAGAGUCAUGUUUUGGCUUGGUUGAAGCUUGGUGAAGUGCAAACUCAAAAUGAAAAGGAAAUUGCGGGGAUUUCAGCUUUAGAAAAGUGCUUAGAAUUACUGCCAGAGAAUUCAGAAGCUUUGAUGACGUUGGCAAUCUCGUAUAUUAAUGAAGGUUAUGAUAAUGCUGCAUUUGCAACCUUGGAAAGGUGGAUUUCCACUAAAUAUCCCCAAAUUUGUGAUAAAGCCAGGGAAAAGAAUCCUUUGAUUGACGAUGAGGAUAGAUUUUCCUUGAACAAGAGAGUGACAGAAUUGUUUAUGAAAGCUGCGCAGCUAUCACCUGAUCAUGCAAACAUGGACCCAGAUGUACAAAUGGGUCUAGGUGUAUUAUUUUAUGCCAACGAGGACUUUGAUAAGACUAUUGAUUGCUUUAAAGCGGCAUUGUCGAUUAAGCCUGAUGACCCAGUUUUGUGGAACAGGUUGGGGGCCUCUUUAGCGAAUUCAAAUAGAUCAGAGGAGGCUGUCAAUGCUUAUUUCAAGGCAUUGGAGUUGAAGCCUACUUUUGUCAGAGCAAGAUACAAUUUGGGAGUUUCAUGCAUAAACAUUGGAUGUUACAAGGAAGCCGCCGAACACUUGUUAAGUGGUUUAUCUAUGCAUGAAGUUGAAGGAGUUUUGGAUGAUGGCUCUAGUUUCAAUAACAACCAGAGUUCUUCGCUAAUGGAGACUUUGAAGAGAGCUUUCAUUGCCAUGGACAGAAGAGAUUUCUUGGAGUUGGUCAAACCGGGCAUGGACUUGAAUCAAUUUAGAGGAGAAUUUAAUUUUUGA
Dujonia railenensis is the source of this 1827-nucleotide messenger RNA. Lineage: Eukaryota; Fungi; Ascomycota; Pichiomycetes; Serinales; Debaryomycetaceae. The record is from the annotation of a GenBank genome assembly.